This is a messenger RNA of Zeugodacus cucurbitae (melon fly), 4617 nucleotides long. It is a transcript of the gene ovo, whose product is annotated as transcriptional regulator ovo. Gene Ontology annotation, molecular function: RNA polymerase II cis-regulatory region sequence-specific DNA binding; DNA-binding transcription factor activity, RNA polymerase II-specific. NCBI's taxonomy places the organism in Eukaryota, Metazoa, Arthropoda, Insecta, Diptera, Tephritidae. Gene Ontology annotation, biological process: epidermal cell differentiation; regulation of transcription by RNA polymerase II. The record is from RefSeq and is a predicted model, not a curated record. The transcript is spliced from 5 exons. Gene Ontology annotation, cellular component: nucleus. The coding region runs from base 99 to 4106 and encodes 1335 amino acids.
UGACUACAAUAUUUGGAGACAAGUGAAAAAAAAUUAAAUUAAAAAAGUUAUAAAACCCAAACUUUUUGCCCCACAAACCACACACACAAAACGACAAAAUGCCGAAAAUUUUUCUCAUCAAAAAUCGGCUGCACCAACAGCAACAACGCCUGUUGGAAUCACAGAAUCUGCUGCAGGACAAAAACGAAGAUGAUCGCCUAGUGCCACCGUUGAGCCCCUCACCGCCCGUGGGCAAUGGCAAGCCGAACACAGCACAGCCUGUCGGCACACGCUCGUUCACACCACCGUCGCGACAUCUGCACAGCCUGCACAGCGGCUUUAGAGGGCACACAUCACCAUCGCCGUCACCACCAGCACUUGUGCCGGCACCGGUGCAGCCGCCCAAGACACCCGAGCCGUUGGGCAAGGCUGAGGCGGCCACACCUUUGUUGGUGGCCAGACGCAGCGCAACACCCACCACAACAGCAACAACAGUUUCUGCGGAGACUGUGGAGGACACCGUCAAUGUGGAACCAGUGAAUCUCCUGGUUAAACCAACAACAGAAACUGCAACAGCAACAACAACAGAAACAGCAGAAACAACUGCUCCGAAUACGUCACUACUUUCGCGUAAACGCUUCCAUCAUCGUCGUUACUAUUUUGGCCAACAGCAAUUGCAAUUGCAACAACAGCAGGAGAAGAAAAUACUUAAUGCUGAUAAUGAUGCUGACGCUGCUGAAGUUGGCGGUACUGCAAUUACACAAAACGAUCGGUUAUCACCAGCAGUUCCAACUUUGGCAGCUGAAGCAACAUCCACCGAAACUACUACAUCACCACUACCACACACAUCAAUCACAUCUCCCCAACCACAAUCACCUCCACACAAGACUCCCUCGCCGUGCGUUGCGCCUGGUCAGGAGGGUUUUGGUAAAGAAACAGAAGACUGUAAAAAGGAUUCGCAGGCGGAUUCUUACAUUUUAUCACCAAAAACUGAUAAAAUCCAAAACCCAAAGUCGAUUGUCGAAAGCGCAGAAGAAGCUGAGGAAGCAGUGCAAACUGAUAAGCCACGUUUUUUCUCUUCGAUUUUAGGUGGUGAUAAACCAUAUAGUGGCGGUGUUGUAUUAACACAAGCGCAACGUAAAGAAUAUCCGGUUGAGAUUGUAAAUCGCCGUUUAACAGCAACUCCUAUUGAAGAUAGUUCUAGUGAUUCUGAUACGGACUCAGAGGGCUCGAAACUUAUUGUUGAUGAAAAACCAUUGGUUCCUGAAGAUAAACCUCUAUCAUUACGUUUGCGAAGCACUCCUCCACCAUUAGAGAAGCGUCCUAGUCCACCACCACCACCAGAACCAGCAGUACGUUGCAGUGUUAUACAACGCACACCAAAACCAGCGCCAACACCACCCCAACGUCUAAAUCAACACGAGGUUCUAUUGCCACCCGGUUCUCUUGAACAUCUCGGUCCUGAACAACAAGAGCCUAUUGACUAUCACGUGCCGAAACGUCGUUCGGCUUCAUUCGAUAGUGACGAAGAACAAAGUGAUUCAUUGAAUACAAAACGUUUAGAACGUGAACGCAAAUUGCGUGAAGCUCGGCGACGUAGCGCUAUAUUAGCAGCACGUGCUGUGCUUGCACAAGCGAGACUUAAUCCACGUCUUGUACGCAGUCUACCCGGUAUCUUAGCUGCAGCAGCUGGACACGGACGUACAUCGUCUACAGGUGCCGGUCAGGGUUUCCAAGGCUCGAGUGGCUUUGGGGGAAAUAAUUCCGGCAGCGGUAACAAUCAAAGCCCCAGCGGAGGUGCAGGUUCACCGACAGGUUUUGGUGGUGCGCUCGGCGGCAGCGGUGGUGCAGGAGGUGGUAUGGGCGGCGGUCGUGACGGUCGCAGUAAUUACGGUCCAAAUUCUCCACCAUCUGGUGCUCUCCCACCUUUCUACGAAAGUUUGAAAAGUGGAAACACAAUGAAUUCAUCAUCAUCAUCAGCGAAUUUUAACGGAAAUUCAAAUUUCCUAAUACAAAAUGCGGCAGCAGCUUACUUAAUGUCGGCAGCCGGUGGAAAUGGCGGUGGCCAACAACAUUCGAACAGUUAUAUAGACUGUAGCACAACGAAUGGGAAUAGUGUUGGCGGUGUAGGUAGUGGUGUGAAUGAUAGUGGUAGCGGUGGUUUGGAGAUCACUACAUUUGCUAAUGGCCAGGCGUACGGCAUUAUAUUGAAGGAUGAACCAGAUAUUGAGUAUGACGAAGCCAAGAUUGAUAUUGGUGCCUUUGCACAGAACAUUAUACAGGCAACUAUGGGGAAUUCGGGAAAUUUUAAUGCUGCGGCCUAUGAAGACGCCAUCAUGUCGGACUUGGCCAAUUCGCAAGGCCCCAACGGUUCGGUAGAUCCAUUACAAUUCACCGCCACCCUCAUGCUGAGCUCACAAACCGAUCACCUACUGGAACAGCUUUCCGAUGCAGUCGAUCUUAGUUCUUUUCUGCAACGUGAAUGCGUGGACGAUGAGAAUUCUACCAGUCCUCGGCAGGAUUUCGAGCUGGUCUCAACACCAUCGCUCACACCCGACUCAGUGUCCAUAACACCUGUGGACAGCAAUAACACCAACAAUUUGGAUACAUUCCACGAGUCGCUUAUACAACAAAUAACCAACAACAUUUCACGCAACCACAUCGGCAGCAAUCAAAAUGGUAACAUGCAAUCGUAUCCAUUCGAGCGUCAACAACAUAUGAAUGGUAAUCAGCAACAUAUGAGCAACGAACAGCAUAAUGUGAAUCAUCAGCAACAACAACCACCACCAUCCUAUCAACAUGCAACACGUGAUCUAUUGCAAAUGCAGCAGCAGCAACAACAACACCAUCAUGCACAAACGCACUCGUAUCAUCAGCAGCAACAACAUCAAUCCAAUUCCAUGUUGCAACACGGUGGUCCAAUGUUGUUGGCCCAACAGCCACAACAACAUGCCUACCACCAACAACACGGUCAUGGAUACGGUGCAGCGCAGCAUCAUCACCAGCAACCGCAUCACAUUGUGCCGCCACAUCAUAUGCAACAUCACCAUCAUCAUCACAGCAGCGAUAACAGUAAUUUGUCGUUGCCAUCACCGAAUGCUGCACAUCUGUCAGCGCAUCACGGCAUGUCAUCGGCAGCGAGCAACUCAUCGGGUGCCUCCACGUCCGGUUUGCUGGACGCCAGCACGGCCAUGCUUGACACCAAGCCGCUGAUACAAAGCGUAAGUCCCACACAUUCGACCGGCAGUUCCAAUGCAAGUUCUUGCGGCGGCGUUAUGGUUUCUAGAAAAUUGAGCACAAGCUCCUCCUCUGGUGGGUCGUCAGCGAUGGUGGCGACAACGUCACUGCGUAGUGUGGCUGCCGCAGCGGCAGCUACAGCCGCUGGCAUACUGCCACCAUCGCCCACUGUCGCCAUGCUGCACGAAAGCAAAGUGCUACAGCAGAGGUUGGGUCUACCGCCUGAGGUGCAACUGGAAUUUGUCAACGGCGGUCAUGGCAUCAAGAAUCCACUCGCCGUGGAGAACACACACUCCGGGCACCAUCGCAUACGUAGCAUCGAUUGUGUGGAUGAUUUGAAGAAGAGCGGUAAUAUCAGCACCGAUGGUUCGGAGAGCGGUGGUGGCGGCGGCGGUGGCUGCAGUGCCGGUGACGGUUCCAAAUUCGUCUGUCGCAUUUGUAUGAAAGCUUUCUCGCUGCAACGCCUCUUGAAUCGGCACAUGAAGUGUCACUCGGAGAUCAAACGGUAUUUAUGCACCUUCUGCGGCAAGGGUUUCAACGACACCUUCGACUUGAAGCGUCACACGCGCACGCACACCGGCGUGCGUCCGUACAAGUGCAAUUUGUGCGAGAAGAGCUUCACGCAGCGUUGCUCGCUGGAGUCGCACUGUCUCAAGGUGCACAGCGUGCAGCAUCAGUAUGCGUACAAGGAGCGACGUGCUAAGAUGUAUGUUUGUGAGGAGUGUGGUCACACAACUUGUGAACCCGAAGUGCAUUACAUCCAUCUGAAGGAGAAUCACCCGUAUUCACCGGCUUUGCUGAAGUUCUACGACAAGCGUCACUUCAAGUUCACGAAUUCGCAAUUCGCCAACAAUUUGCUGGGUCAACUGCCGAUGCCGGUGCAUAAUUAAGCGGCUUGCUGCGCACAUAUUUAGAACGUAGUUAGUUCAAUUGACACACAUUUGAGUUUUCUAAAAACUGCCCAUAAAAAACGGAGAUUAUAUUACAUAUACAUACAUAUAUAUUUUGCUUACUAGCUUUUACCACUGUACUAUAUAUAGUAUAAUAACAUUAUUGAAGGCGUGUAUUUCAUUUAAGUUUAUUUUUGGCGAAAUUUUUUUAUUGUGAAUUAUUUUUUUAUAUUUACAAACACCUUUAAAUUUACUACCAAACAUGUUUGCGCUGCAGACUUGCUGUCGAGCAGCGCUACAGUGUACAGCUGGUCUGCAUUGCAAACAUAUACACAUAACGGUACAUUAAGCAUAUAUUUAUUGAAAGACAUAACGGUUAGGUAAAAUGUUAAAUUUUUUAAGCUAUUGUAUAUUGUAUUAGAGAAUUUGAAGUCAUCAUUUAAGUUGGUCACACACUGCGCAACUAAUUCUCAUUAACAUUUAAGUUUGUAAUAUAUUUUGAGGAAAGUUU